AUGACUAUUGCUCCCAAUUGGGAUAUUAUUAAUUACUACUCCUCCGUUGUCAAUGGAAGAAUAUGGCUGAUGUGGGAUCAAGGAGAUUACAAUAUAACUGUACUGAAAUUGGAAGCUCAAUUAGUACAAUGUGAAGUUAGAGAUCUCUCUUCUAACUUUCAAUGUGUUCUGACUAUUGUCUAUGGAUUCAAUACUGUGGAGGAAAGAAGAUCUCUAUGGAACACUCUUCAAAAGAUCUCAUGUAAUACUAACUGCCCAUGGCUAGUGUGUGGGGACUUUAAUGCAAUAUUGUCGACUGCUGAUAGAAUGAGCUGUCAUCCUGUGAGUUUCAGUGAAGUGAAGGAUUUUUCAGACUGUAUUAAUGCCACUCUACUAAAUGAAUUACAAUGGAAAGGUGAAUAUUUCACAUGGUCAAACAAGAAACAAGGAUCAGAGAGGGUUAGUAGCAAAAUUGAUAGAGCAUUUGGUAACUAUGAGUGGAUGAUGCUGUGGGGCCAUAUUGUCUUGGAAUAUGACCUCCCUAACAUUUCAAACCAUGCCCCAAUGCUAUUGACAUUGCAGAGUGUGAACCAUAGCAUCAGAGCUCCAUUCAGAUUCUUCAACAUAUGGAGUGAGCAUGCACAAUUCUUGGAGCUAAUUGAAGUCCACUGGAAGAAGCAGUUUGAUAGAGAUCCUAUGCAGAAUGUAUGGAACAAACUAAAGGCACUGAGACCAGUCUUCAAACAGCUGAAUCAAAAAGAGUUUAAAGCCACAUCAUUGAAGAUUGAGAAGCCAAGAGAAGAACUAUAA
This is a messenger RNA of Nicotiana attenuata, 789 nucleotides long. RefSeq lists its product as uncharacterized. The record is from RefSeq and is a predicted model, not a curated record. NCBI's taxonomy places the organism in Eukaryota, Viridiplantae, Streptophyta, Magnoliopsida, Solanales, Solanaceae. The transcript has a single exon. The coding region runs from base 1 to 789 and encodes 262 amino acids.